Messenger RNA from Anopheles stephensi (Asian malaria mosquito), 7725 nucleotides. RefSeq names its product unconventional myosin-Va (gene didum). NCBI's taxonomy places the organism in Eukaryota, Metazoa, Arthropoda, Insecta, Diptera, Culicidae. Gene Ontology annotation, biological process: vesicle transport along actin filament; actin filament organization. The transcript is spliced from 10 exons. Gene Ontology annotation, cellular component: cytoplasm; vesicle; actin cytoskeleton. The record is from RefSeq and is a predicted model, not a curated record. The coding region runs from base 1044 to 6647 and encodes 1867 amino acids. Gene Ontology annotation, molecular function: ATP binding; microfilament motor activity; actin filament binding.
CAGCUCUCGUGGCGCGUAGACGUGUGCCGUUUCGCGGACGGCAUUCCCCGUCGGCUGUUUCAUUUGGAAGUUCUUAAGUAACGCAAAACAAUAGUCUCCCCCCCCUCGCACGCACGCACACAUACGCGGAGUAGUAAAGAGGUAAAAUUUAAUUUGUGAUUUCUUUUCGGUGGUGAUUUUUUUUUGCUCGGUGGUAUUCUUAACGCGAGUUUAAGGGCAGUAUUUUAUCUGGCCCCCUUCCGUUCGGGCAAACAAAGAAUCGGUCGGUGCAUUGAAAAGUGAAGUGUACAGGGAAAAAAAGUGUUGCUUGCCAUAAAUUCCACCGAGCCUCUCGUCGGUACUACACAUUCACUAUCGAUCUCAGCCAACCGUUGUGACCCAGUGAGAAACACGCACGUGAAAAGUGCGGGAGCCCGCGUGCUGGCGUGCUUGUGUGUGUGUGUGUGCAUGUGAGCUGGGGCGUACAGGUGGUGCCUGAAGAAGAAAUGUGAGGCUUCCCCGAACCAAACGCAUUUAUCGCAAUUUUCGCACGACGUAAGCGUCAGCAGUGUUGUUGCUAUCGUGGUUCUAGAGCGUUUGCCGUGGCCGUGAGAUGAAGUGUGUGCGUGUGUGGCCACAGCUGGUGAGAAUUGAAUGCGAGUGCGUGUGAGCGCUCGCCGAAAGUCGUCGCCGGUUGGAGCGGUUGUUUUUCCUUUCAAAGUGCAGUGUGCAGCAAUAUUGUCGCAAUAGUUCGGUCAAAGGUGGCUACGAUGGUGCGAGCGGUUCAGCCAAGAUGUUGUCCAUCGCUGUGACGUCACACGACGCACGGCAGCGCUGGAAACGCUAGAACUGCUCACGAAUACCACAACACAUAGGUGGUGGUGGUGUAUUUUGGGCUCCAGAAUUGGAACCCUCAUCGCACCUUCUGACGAAGAGCAAGUGCAGGAGGGAGUAAGAAAGAAAGAACGAGAGAGAGCUAACACGGGAUAAUCGUUAAAAAAAAACACGCGAAGAAGGCAAAACAUAACCCCAAAACAGCAGCAGCAGCACCACCAACAACCAUCAUGUCGUCGACGGAGUUGUACGUAAAGGAUGCUCGGGUAUGGAUUCCACAUCCGGAAACGGUUUGGGAAGGUGCAGUGGUUGCGCAGGACUACAAGCAGGAUGAUAAACAGCUGAAGCUAGUCACCGACCGUGGGGUAGAGCACACGGUCCAGCUACAGAGUGCAAGCGAUCUUCCACCGCUACGCAACCCGGCCAUCCUGAUCGGACAGAAUGAUCUCACCGCCCUGUCGUAUCUGCACGAGCCGGACGUGCUGUACAAUCUGGAGGUACGGUUCUGUGACCGGCAGGCCAUCUACACGUACUGCGGCAUCGUGCUGGUUGCCAUCAACCCGUACGCCGAGCUACCACUGUACGGUGCCGAUCUCAUCCGAGCCUACCGGGGGCAUGCGAUGGGCGAACUGGAGCCCCACAUCUUUGCCGUAUCGGAGGAAGCGUACGCCAAGCUGGAGCGGGAAAAGUGUGACAUCAGCAUCAUCGUGAGCGGUGAAUCGGGUGCCGGUAAAACGGUGUCCGCCAAGUAUGCGAUGCGAUACUUUGCCGCGGUCGGUGGCAGUGAGUCGGAGACACAGAUCGAGAAAAAGGUUCUCGCCAGCAGUCCGAUCAUGGAAGCGAUCGGGAAUGCGAAAACAACGCGCAACGAUAACAGUUCCCGGUUCGGAAAGUUCACGAAGCUGCUGUUUCUGAACAACCAUUCGAUGGCACUGACCGGUGGUACGAUGCAGACGUAUCUGCUGGAGAAAUCGCGCGUCGUGUUUCAAGCGCCGGGCGAACGGAACUAUCACAUCUUCUAUCAGCUGUGUGCGGGACGCGAUCAAUGGCCCGAGCUGAUGCUGGAUCAUCAGGAUAGGUUUCACUUUCUAAAUCAGGGAGAAUCGCCCAACAUUAACAAGCUGUCGGAUAAGGAUCAGUUUGAGGAUACGCUCACCGCGCUCAAGACGCUCGGGUUCGAUGAUGCGGAGAUCGGGGACAUUAUGAAGGUGAUCGCUUCGGUGCUGCACCUGGGCAAUGUGGUGUUCAACCACCGACAGAAGAGCCAAUCGCAGGAGGUGGACAGUGAGGCGUGCUCGAUCGCGGGCAACGAUCUGCACCUGAACGUUGCCUGUGACAUACUGCAGCUUGAUCGGGCCGAGCUGCGCAAGUGGCUCGUCACGAGACAGAUCGAGUCGAUGAACGACAGUGUGCUGAUCCCGAUGAACAAGCAGAUGGCAGAAGCGACCCGCGACGCGCUGGCGAAGCACAUCUACGCGGAGCUGUUUCAGCAUAUUGUGCAGAAGAUAAAUCGAAAUUUGGCUGGCGGCAAGAAGCAGAACUGUUGCUUCAUAGGCGUGCUCGACAUCUACGGCUUCGAAACGUUCGACGUCAACUCGUUCGAGCAGUUCUGCAUUAAUUACGCCAACGAGAAGCUGCAGCAGCAGUUCAAUCAGCACGUGUUCAAGCUGGAACAGGAGCAGUAUCUGCGGGAAGGCAUCGAGUGGAAGAUGAUCGACUUCUACGACAACCAACCGUGCAUCGAUCUGAUCGAGUCGAAGCUCGGCAUUUUGGAUCUGCUCGACGAGGAGUGCCGGAUGCCGCGGGGCAGCGACGAAUCGUGGGUGGGCAAGCUGAUGGAAAAGUGCAGCAAGUACAAGCACUUUGACCGGCCCCGGUUCGGGACGAGCGCGUUCCUGAUCAAACACUUCUCCGACACGGUGCAGUACGAGUCGCGCGGCUUUCUCGAGAAGAACCGCGAUACGGUGUCGCGCGAGCUGGUUAGCGUGCUGAAAGCGUCCGGGAUGCGUUUGUGCCAGCGGUUGAUGCUUGCCCAGGAGGAAGGCCACUCGGAGGUGGAUGCGAAAGCGCAGGCGGCCGGUGUUAAGAUUAUGGUCAGUGCGGCAAGAAGUCAGUCGGCGGAGAAGAAGAAAAAGCCAAUGACUCAGAAACAGCAAAGGAAAACGGUCGGUUCCCAGUUCCGCGAGAGCUUGAGCCAGCUGAUAACGACGCUACACAACACGACCCCACACUACGUGCGCUGCAUAAAGCCAAACGAUGACAAGGCACCGUUUAAAUGGGAAGCACCAAAGAUCGUACAACAGCUGCGGGCUUGCGGAGUGCUGGAAACGGUACGAAUAUCCGCCGCCGGGUUUCCAUCGCGCUGGAAGUACGAAGACUUUUACGACCGCUACCGGUUGCUCUGCAAGCGGCUGCAGAUCGUCGACUGGCACGUGAAGGCAACCUGCACGAACAUUGUGCGCAACUGGCUGCACGAUCCGGACAAGUAUCGGCUGGGCAACACGCAAAUCUUCUUCCGUGCCGGGCAGGUCGCGUACCUGGAGCAGGUGCGAAGUGACACGAGAAAGAAGCACAUCAUCUUGGUACAGUCGCUGAUACGGCGGUUCAUCUGCCGGAGACGGUAUCUGCGGCUCAAGCAAACUGCGCUUGGUUUGCAGCGGCACGCCCGUGGCAUGUUGGCAAGAAAACGUGCUGAUAAUCUGCGCAAGAAUCGUGCGGCCGUGAUCAUUCAACGCUACACACGCGGCUGGUUGCAGCGCAAAAAGUACGUCGCGAUCCGGAAAGCGGUGUUGGGGCUGCAAACGCGUGCCCGCGGCUUCAUGGCACGGCGCAAAUUUCACGCGGUGCUGGACAACUAUAAAGCCACCCAGAUACAGCGCUUCUGUCGUGGCUAUCUGGCCCGCCGGCGGUACCGUGCUCGGUUGGCCAACAUCAUCAAAUGUCAGGCCGCCGUACGCCGGUUCCUGGCGCGGCGUGCUUUCAAGAAGCUGAAGGCGGAGGCACGCACCGUCGCCCACAUCCAGAAGAUGUACAAGGGUCUCGAGAACAAGAUCAUUGAGCUGCAGCAGCGGUACGACGCACUGGCGAAGGAAAAUGCCGCCCUCAAGAAGCAAAACGUGGAGGUGGUGGAGAUGCGCCAGAAGCUGGAGGGCAUGAAACGGUUGGAGAGCGAGCUGAAGCUGCUACAGCUGCAGCUGAUCCAGAAGGACGAGAAGCUAAUGCUCUCGAUCAGGCAGCUCGAGGGCGAACGCGAUGAGAAGAUGCAGCUGCUGGAAGAGCGCCAGCGCGAAGGGGAAGACCACCAACGGGAGCGGGAAGCGCUCGAGCAGGAGCUGGCUAAGGUGCGGCGCGAGGUGACGGAGAUUAGCGCCGUGACGCAGAUCGAACGUGCCCGGCUGGUGUCGCAGGCGGACACGGAGGAGAUACACGCCGCCUACCAGCGCACGGUGAAGGAUAAGGAUGCGCUCGAAAAUGAAAAUGUGGCUCUGCGGCAGGAGGUUCGUCGGCUGCAGCGCGUGAUGGCGGAUUCGCAUGAGCUGAAAACUCAUUCACGUUCCGUCAGCAAUGCGUCCAGCACGAACGAGGAGGACUACGGGUACACGUCCGGGCGCAACACGCUGGACAUUCGGCGUGCAUCGCCCCACCCGUACGAAGGUGAUGUCGCAGGUGUCGCUAGUGGCGGGAGCCUUGUUCGGGGGGCUCCGCGCAGCGGCAGUGGUUCUGUUAGUAGUAAUUAUAGCGUUAGUAGUACAAUUGUCGCUAGUCAUGGUGAGCGGAAGGAUGAGAAGAAGCAUCCUUUCGUCGAUUACGAACGGGUGUAUCGAACACCGCCCGAUUCGAUUGGUAUGCUGAAAGACCCGUCGGAUUCGACUGUAGGCGAAUCACCACCGGAAAACGACCAAACGGCCAUCAUUUUACGCAUGCGCAAGCUGUUCGAGGAAGAAAAGGGCAAGAGCGACCAGCUGCGCAAAGAGCUAGCCCGGCUAAAGAAGUCUUCCACCUUCAGCACGGAAGACUCGAUCCGUGCGUCCGAGCUGGAGGUUGAGAAUGAGAAGCUACGGCAGGACUAUAACCUUCUCCGCAACAGCAUCAAGCGUGGCGUCGAGUCGCGCGAAAUGGACGCCCAGUACGGUGCGCUGCAGGAGGAACUGAAGCGCCGCCGUGAAGAGUGUAUCUCGCUGAAGGCGGUCCUGGCGCAGCAGAGCCAAUCGCUGCGCUCCCUCGGCCAGUCGGUGAACGGCGAAACUAGCCUCCGCAUACACGACGAAGGCGAGCUGAUGGAAGCGUUCCAGGCGCAAAAGUUGGUCAACCGACAGCUCGAAUCGGAGCUGCGCGCGAUAACGGACGCGAACAACGAAACGCUGGUCGAGAACAAUCGCAUUAUCGAUGGGCUAAAGUCGGAGAAUGGAGAGCUGCAGACGAUCCUGCAGCAGCGGGUCGAACGGGUCGGGGAGGAGGUGGACGUGGAGACGGUGCGCCAGAAUGAGCAGUAUCUGCGGCACGAGCUGAAGAAAUCGACCGCCGCGUAUGUGGAGCUGCAGGAGCAGCUGAACGAGCUGCUGGCGAAGAACAACGAGCUGCUGAAGAAGAAUAACAUUCUGUCGAAUCGAUUGCGCGACCACGGGCUGAACGAUUCCAUCCUGAUGAACGACGAGUUCCACAGCAUGGUGGCGGUGGUGAAGAAGCAGACGCAAUCGUUCCAGGGCAUUCUGAAGUAUCGGCAGGAGGACGAGAGUAAGAUCCUGCAGCGGUUGGUGACGGAUCUGCAGCCGCGGGUGGCAGUGACACUGGCGCCGAACUUACCGGCGUACGUGGUGUUUAUGUGCGCGCGCUACACGGAUCUGGUCAAUAUGGAUCAGCUGGUCAAGUCGCUGUUGACGCGGUUCGUGCAAGUGCUGAAACGGCGCUACCGUGGUGCGAACUCGGUCGAAGUGCGGGUCAUGUGGCUGGCCAAUACGCUCACCCUACACAACCUAAUGAAGCAGUUCGGCGGAUACGACGAUUACAAAAAGUUCAACACGGACGUACAGAACGCGCAGCAGCUGAAGAACUUCGAUCUGGCCGAAUACCGGCAGGUGAUACACGAAACGAUCGUGUCGAUGUACAGCGUGCUGAUACGGCAGAUACAGGACAGCUUGAAGCAGUACAUUGUGCCCGCCAUUUUGCACCACGACGAAACGGCACGGGGCAAGAGCCGUCGCACGAUGUCGCUCGACAUCUCGCCCGAGCAGGGCCGUUCCGAGCCGGAGCUGCUGGUGCAGCAGCUUGACUGUCUGUACAAUCAUCUGAGCAGCUUCGGGCUGGAGGGAUGCUACAUUGAGCAGAUCUUUACCCAGCUGAUGUACUACAUCUGUGCCGUGUCGGUGAACAACUUGAUGCUGCGCGGUGAUCUCUGCAUGUGGAAGACGGGCAUGAAGCUGCGGUACAAUAUGGGCUGCCUGGAGGGAUGGGUGCGCUCGAUGAAGAUGGUACCGGAGGUGAUGAAGCCGUUCCUGCCGCUCAACCAAAUCUCGUCCCUACUGCAGGCACGCAAAACGGAGGAGGACGUGCAUACGCUGCUCGAGCUGAGUACGGCCCUGUCGACGGCACAGGUGUUGAAGAUCAUUAAAUCGUACAAGACGGAUGAUUGUGAAAAUCAGAUCAAGCCGGCAUUUAUCGAGAAGCUGACACAGCAGCUAAAUCUCCGCUCGGAGCAGCGCGAGUCGGACACGUACAUGAUGGCGGAGGAGAUGGUCAGCCCGCUGAUGGUGGUGUUCAAGUACAGUGAAGUGAAUCUGGAGGAGAUCGACAUACCGCCCGAGCUGAAUCUGGACGGAUUGGUUACCAAGAUCUAGGAUCUAUUGCUUCGCAUUCGUUAAACGAUCCUACUUACGCUACAUUACGUUAAGAUUGUUAAACUAUCGGAACAGUGCCUGGGGAAGAGCUUUGGAGAGGCGCCAUUUGUUAUUUGAACGUCGUGAUGCUUCUCAUUCGGGUGUCGGACGACGGAGGUUGUAGGAAGCGCGAAAUUACCUGAACGAAAGUGCAAUUGGAGUUUUGUCCUCGAUUCGAAACAAUCAAUCAAUCAUUUCCCGUACUGAUCGUUAGGGGCCUUUGUUAAGUUUUUCGCUGUAAGUUUGGGAAGCCGCGAUGGACUGAACUCGACUGGGACUUUUUGGCGAAACGUGUGUGCCUAAGCACAUCGAUCGUGCUCGCGAUCGGUGGACGAUUGACUGUAUCACUGUUUUGUUUAGUAUCGAUCGAUUGGUGGAACGCCCAGCUCCGGGUUUCUUUCCCUCCGUUGUGUGAUUUGUUGACCGAAUCGACGGGAGGAAACGUGGAAGGAAAGCAAGCGAGAGUUAACUCAGUAAAAUCUGCAAAAGCAUUUCAAAUAACUUAACACACACACACUCACACACUUGCAUUUGUAAAAUGAGCAAGUAAGCGUAAGCAAACACACAGUGUUUCUUGAUAUAGAGUGAUACGUAUUUAGUGGAAGCGGGGUUAAUAUGCAUCAUAUUUACAACACAACGUUUGCAACGAGCGUAUCGAGUUGUAAAACUAAGCUAUCCACCCAACUAGAGACAGUUUACAGCUGAAUUGUUAUUAGGAAAAUGUAGUGAGCAAGAUUAGGCUUGGAAGGUGUAUACAUACAUAGACAUAUAUCUAGAGGAGAACAAUAAUAGAUUGUUAAACGAAUUGUAUCGGAAGGACUGUUUGCAGAUGAUGAAGCAAUCGGCAUCGUAUAGGUUACAACGCGCGCUUCAUUGAACGGUUAGAUUUAUGUAGACGACACCACACUGUAGCUGCAUUUUGGAAGGUGGGCAGAGGAGAGCCUGCACAAUGUAGCUAUUGUUGUGUGUUCUGCUCUGCCUAUCCUUAACGUAUAAAAUAAACGUUAGAGUUUCAUGAAAAGCUAAGCAAUAUACGAAA